Molecule: messenger RNA, 885 nt
Organism: Lasiosphaeria miniovina
Lineage: Eukaryota; Fungi; Ascomycota; Sordariomycetes; Sordariales; Lasiosphaeriaceae
Product: GPR1/FUN34/yaaH family-domain-containing protein
Exons: 2
Coding region: 136-651 (171 amino acids)
Cellular component (GO): plasma membrane
Molecular function (GO): acetate transmembrane transporter activity
Source: RefSeq, a predicted model, not a curated record
AUGGGCUGGGGCGGCGCCGCCGGAUUCUCUCCUGUCGUGUGAGUCCUGUUAGAAUCGCCCUCUUUCGAGAGCUUACGCCUGACAAAACACAGCGGCAUCUUCUUCUUCGUCGGCCCCGUGCUGCUGGUCUUCGCCAUGGUGUUCGAGUGGGUCAUGGGAAACUUCUUCCCCAUGAUGGUUAUGGGGCUGUUCGCCGUGUUCUGGCUCUCGUUUGGCGUGCUGCAGCUGCCGACGCUGCAGCUGGGCGCCGCGUACGCGACCGCCGCCGACCCCACGGGCACCGCCUCGCCCGAGUACAACGCUGUUAUUGCCCUCUACCUCAUCGUCUGGGGCUUCGCCCUCUUCACCUUCUUCAUCUUCACUUGCAAGAUCAAUACCGUCUUCGCCGCCAUCUUCCUGCUCGUCAGCGUCGCCUGCUGGGUCCUUUCGGGCGCCUACUGGAAGGUCUCGUCGGGCGACUAUGAGGCUGCUAAUCAUUUGCAGAAGGCCGGAGGAGCGCUGCUGUUUGUGGUGGCCACCCUGGGCUGGUAUAUGUGUUUCAUUAUCAUGGCCGGCGAGAUGCGCAUCACGUUGAAUCUGCCGGUGGGCGACCUGAGCCAUUUCUGGCCCAGAACCGACGUCGAGCUAGCCACGGCCGAACACCGCGAUUGAGAAGACAAAAAGGAGAAAAGAACAGAGAGAUGCUUGGAUAUAUUGUUGUGCGCCUUUGGUGUGUUUGUUGCGAGCUGGAGGUGUUUAAAUUGAGGUGUGCCGGCAAACCUUGAGGCGCAGGUCUGCUUCAUGCAGCCUAUACCCUUCGUGUACAUCAAGUUUGGCGGGCGGGCAUAUUUAUGGCCAAGUAUUUUUUUUUUCAAAGCUAGAAGCUACCUUGGGUAGAUGUCCAAG